Molecule: messenger RNA, 3711 nt
Organism: Dermatophagoides farinae (American house dust mite)
Lineage: Eukaryota; Metazoa; Arthropoda; Arachnida; Sarcoptiformes; Pyroglyphidae
Biological process (GO): positive regulation of transcription by RNA polymerase II
Cellular component (GO): transcription regulator complex; mediator complex
Source: RefSeq, a predicted model, not a curated record
UCAAAGAAAAGAAAAAUGGUCAUAUCAUCAACAACAAUUUCAUCAUCAUCAUCAUCAUCGAUAUCAUCACCGGGACAAUUUGCACCUGGUACAGGUACAGGAACAACAACAUCAACACCAACCGCAGCACCAGCAACAACCACGACGACCAACACAACAGCUUCAACGGUAGCUGUUGCUGGAAAUAUAUCCACAUCCGUCACAAAAACGAUUGGAAAUUCAACAAAUAAUGAUUUGGUCGAUGUUGUUUUCGUUAUUGAAGCAACAGCACAUAUUAGUCCAUAUGUUGAAAGUUUAAAAACCAAUUACAUUAUUCCCAGUAUUGAAUAUUUCAAUGGAAUUAAUGGUAUCAAUGGUAACAGUGAUGAUCGUUUCAUUGAUUUUGGUGGCCACGUAAAUUAUUCAUCAUCAACUUUAUAUGGUUUAGUCACAUUCAUGUCAAUGGAUUGUCGUCCAGAUUCUGCAUCAUUUUGUUAUGCACCAACAUCGAAUUCGAAUACAUUUCUACAAUAUUUAGAACGAAUACAAUUUAUUGGCGGUGCUGGUGAUUCUUCUAGCCAUAUUGUUGAAGGUAUUUGUACGGCUAUUAGUUUGUUUGAUGAUUGUCAAAAUCUUCGUGAUAAAUGUCAAAAAGAACGGCUACAAUAUGAUUCGAAUGGCUGUGGUGAUAAUAAUGGUCGACAAUCACCGGCACCGGUAAAUAGUAAAAAAUAUCUAAUUCUUAUUUGUAAUUCAACACCAUAUAUGGAACCUGCAUAUGAAAAUCCUGUUUAUUGUGGUUAUACUAUUGAUCAAUUAAUGAAUGUAAUGAUUGAAAAGGGCAUUCAUUUCAGUGUUUUCUCACCACGUAAAAUGAAAUUCCUAUAUAAAUUAUUCGAAAAAGGUGGUGGUAAAUUGUCUACAGCAUUGACAAAAAAUUAUGCUAAAGAUCGACGACAUUUAGUCCUGUUGAAUGGUAUUCAAUUACAGGAAAAAGAUAUUAGUCCAAUGUCACAACCACCAUCAUCAAGUCAGCCUGUACCAGCAAUCGAACAGCAGCAACAGCAACAAGAUAAAUGUCAACAACAACAACAACAACAGUCACAGAUUGUGCAGGGAAUUAAACGACCAUUAUCUCCGUCAUCAUCAUCAUCAUCGCAUCAAACUAUUCCAGUAUCACAACCACAGCCGCCUACUUCUCAAUCAACACUUUUAGGUCCACAACAAACAAUGUUGACUAAUCCGAAUCAAAUGAUGGCUAUUAAUCGUCCUCAGAUAGAACAGCAAACUGUACAACAACAACAAUCGAAUAAUCUGGUUCAACAAUUUGGACAACAACAACAACAACAACCACAGUCUCAGCAGCAACAACAACUAGGAAUACGACAAGUUGGAUCACCAUCGCUUGGUGGUCAUUGGAAUAAUGGUGCAACCAAACAGGUACCAUCACCUGUAUCACAAAUAUCGGUUCGUACACAAUUACCACAAUCAGUUCGACAACGUGUACCAACACCACAACCAUCAUCUGUUGCUAAUCAAAUGUCAAUGAAUCAACAACAACAGCAACAAACAGCUCAGCAGUCACAGCAAACACAAUUACCGGGCCUAGUACCACCACAACAACAUCAAAAUGUACGUCCAAUGAAUGUUCCUCAACAACAACCACAAACAAUGAUUAGACCCGUUUCAAAUGGUGUUAAUACAAUGCGUCCACAACCAUCACCAUUUUCACAAACGGCUGUACCAUCACCAUCACAGCCACAACAAUCACCAAUGAUGAGAGGAACGGCAGUUAUGUCACCAAUGAAUCCGGUACAAUCACCAAUGUCACAAUCACAACCUUCACAACAACAACAACAAUUCAUUCAACAACAACAACAAUCACAAAUGAAUCAAAUGUCUCAUCAUCCACAUACACAACAACAACAACAGCAACAGCAGCCACAACAACAACAACAACCAGGACAACAAGUUACAAUGAAUACAGCUGUAUCACAAGGACAAAUGAUGAAUAUUUCCGGUACAACAAUGCCACCAACAACAAUGUCAACAUUGAUGAGUCAAAAUCAUCAACGUACACGUAUAUGGAAUGGUGUUAUUGAAUAUACGGACAAAGCACAAUCGAUGGCUAAUCCACUGUCGAAAAUUAGCUAUUCAUUGGAAUGUCAGAUAACUUAUCAACCAAAUAAUAAUGAACCAGAAUUCAAAGCAGAUAAAUGGCCCGAUAAAUUGGUUCUGUGCACAGUACCUAAAACAUUGAUGAAUCGUCUGUCACCAAUAUUCAAAAAUAAUUCCUAUCAGGUUCAUUUUCAUUUUCCAAAUGAAUCACAAGGUUUACAAUUACUUUGUAAAGCUAUGGGUUCGAUGGUUGGUUGUAUACAAUUGACAACACCAGCAAACAUACGUAUCAUAAUUGUUUUUUAUUUGCCCGAUAAAAAAUUAUUCCUUGGAUUUAUUCCCCAUAAUCAAGAAGAAUUUAUGUCAUCGAUGAAAGAAUUGGUUGAAACACAUAAAAAAGAACAAAAUGUUAAACAAAAAAUGAUUUUACAAAUGCAACAACAACAACAGCAGCAGCAGCAGCAGCAAAAUUCAAAUAGUGGUGGUGGAAGUGGCGCUGGACCAUCAACAUUAAUGCCAAAUCAAGUUCAACAACCAUCAAAUCAACAGAUUGUUCAUCAGAUGAGUACCGGACCAAACGGUAAUCAAAUUGUACAGAUUAUUCAUCAACAACAAGGUCACCAUCAACAACAUGGUGGCCAACAACAACAACAACAACCACAAACGACAAUGAUUCAAACUGGAAAUAAUUCAAACAAUCAAAUGUUUCAAGUACAAAUACCUACAUUGAAUAAUAAUCAACUGCAACAACAACAGCAGCAGUCGCAGCAACAACAACAAAUGACAUCAAUGGCAUCAAAUAUAAUUCCAUCGAAUGUACAGAUGAUAAAUACAACACAAUCAACGACAAUGGCUAAUGUUAAUAAAAAUUUUCAGAUACCGAAUUCAAAUGUAACAAUGGUAACAACCAGUACCGGUUGUAUACCGGUUUCAAUCAAUUCAUUUGUACAGGUUCAAUCUGGACCACAACAACAACAACAGCAACAACAAUUUCAGAUAAAUCAACAACAGCAACAAUCAAAUGCUAUGAAUACUGGAACAGCUACAAUGGUUACAAUACAACAACAACAACCGAAUACUAAUAAUCAAAAUAUUCAACAGGCUAUCCAACAACAACAACAACAAUCACAGAAUGGUGUACGCCAUCAUCUUCAACAACAAAUACAACAAAAACAGCAACAACAUAUUCACUUACAACAAUUACAACAACAUCAGGCUGGAAAUAUUAAUUUACAACAACAACAACAACAAAUGAAUAAUAAUACAAAUAAUGUACCAGUUUCAGCUGUUGCAACACCUGCAACAACAACACAAUUACGUUAUCUUCUUCAACAACAACAACAUCAUCAACAACAACAACAAAUGCGUACAAUGAAUCCAGCUACACAACAACAACGAUUAAAUAUACAACAAACGCAACAGAAUCUUCAACCACAACAACAACAAAUUAUGCUUCAACAACAACAAUUUCGAUUACAACAACAGCAGCAGCAGCAACAAAUUUCUCAGAAUACAAUACAAAUUCAAAAUCAACAGGUUGUCUCACAACAACAACAACAGCAGACAAAGCAGACUCAAACAACAACAACGACAGACUGGAAAUUAUUUUGGUGA